Messenger RNA from Loa loa (African eye worm), 375 nucleotides. RefSeq lists its product as hypothetical. NCBI's taxonomy places the organism in Eukaryota, Metazoa, Nematoda, Chromadorea, Rhabditida, Onchocercidae. The record is from RefSeq and is a predicted model, not a curated record. Bases 1 to 375 code for a protein of 124 amino acids. The transcript has a single exon.
AUGUUAACAGCAGGAAUGGUAGAAACAAGGAAAUAUGAAAACCGAAAGAUAACCUUCGGAGUUCAAACACUGUCCGAGAAUGUGAAGAAUAUCCAAGUACAAAUUGUUGAUUCGAUACUCGAACGGAUACCGUAUGUAAUAAACAAUGAAAGAGAGCAACUAGUUGAAAGUAAAUGGGGAAAACCAUAUGUAUUAUUAGGUGUGGAAGGGAUUGCAGAUGUAGUCAUUCGUAAUUCCAUGAAGCACCCACCAGGAUGGAUGAUUAUGGAAACAGAAGUAGAAGUGGUCGAAGGCGGCAAACGGAAAGUGGCGCAAGAUAGUGAUACAGGAAACAGAAAUGACGAGUCUUAUAAAUUCAAGCAACUGCGAAUAUAA